UUCAAGAAAUGAGUUGAGUUUAUGCUCACUCUAUAAAUUGGUCCUUUGCUCACACCCAUCAAGCAUAACUCAGUUGAUGAGAAGUCUUCUCUUCCUAGUUGAUAUUGCAUAACCAGAAUGGCACAUCUUGUAUCAUUUGGUUUUGUUCUUCUUGCUCUGAUGGGCUUACUUGUAUGCAAUACUGAGGCAAAUAUGCAAUAUAGCAACGAUGAGUCACUCUUCAUGGCACAGUUGAGGAGGAAUUAUGGACACGGAAACCUUCGCCCAGCAGAUUGUGGCCCAAGGUGUUCUUACAGGUGUUCUGCAACCUCUCACAAAAAGCCCUGCUUGUUUUUCUGCAAGAAAUGUUGUGCUAAGUGUUUGUGUGUUCCUCCUGGAACUUAUGGAAACAAACAAGUGUGCCCUUGCUACAAUAACUGGAAGACCCAGCAGGGAGGUCCCAAGUGCCCUUGAAUUCAAUUGCCUUCUAAUCUUCAGAAGCAGUUGCUGCUUAAUAUCUUAUAUUCAUAAUAAUAAUUUUCAGUGGCAUUUUACCAUGUGGGAUCUCCAAAUUAUAUAGUAUUAAGUAUUGUAGCCAAUGUCUAGAAGACAAUGGCCUUCCUAGCCCUUCUGUGUGAGAGAUGCUCAAAUGGCUCUUCCUGAAGUUGAGAAAAGCCAUAAUGUAACAUCUCUACUAAUGUAAUAUGAUAUUAUUUAAAUAAAUUGUUUCCUGAAUACUAUUUAGUUUUCAAAA
Messenger RNA from Cryptomeria japonica (Japanese cedar), 733 nucleotides. RefSeq names its product protein RSI-1-like. The coding region runs from base 118 to 453 and encodes 111 amino acids. The record is from RefSeq and is a predicted model, not a curated record. NCBI's taxonomy places the organism in Eukaryota, Viridiplantae, Streptophyta, Pinopsida, Cupressales, Cupressaceae. The transcript is spliced from 4 exons.